AUGUCAUCCAUCAAGAAGUCGGGCUCGCCCGUUGCAGUGCCCGCAGAACCCACGAUUGUGCCGCCAGAGAAACCUCCAAUGUCCGAUUCGCCACCGCGCAUCCUCAUCAUCGGCGCCGGCUCAAGAGGCCAGGCAUAUGCCACCGCAACAGAGACAUCCAGCAACGGUGUUGUGGCCGCCGUUGCUGAGCCCAUCGCCUAUAAGUGCCAAACGUUCGGCCGGAGAUAUAUCUGGGGCUCUAGUCCUCCACAAGAAGGCCAACAGUUCGCGGGCUGGACCGAAUUCGUAUCAUACGAGACGAACCGCCGUGAGAGAGAAGCCGCCGGCGAGACGGUACCACCUGGGGUCGACGCCAUCUUCAUUUGUGUCCUGGAUGAGAUGCACCGCGACGUCGUGGUUGGAGUUGCUCCGCUUGGCCUGCACGUGAUGUGCGAGAAGCCUCUAGCAACGUCUCUGGAAGACUGUCUCGACAUGUACACGGCGCUGAAACCUCCUGCUGGCCAGGAACCCAAAAAUGUCUUCUCCAUCGGCCAUGUCCUCCGCUACAGCCCGCACAACAUGCUGCUUCGCAAGUUGCUGCUGGAAGAACGUGUCAUUGGCGACAUUCUCAACAUCGUCCACACAGAACCGGUGGGCUGGUGGCACUUUACCCAUUCCUACGUCCGCGGCAAUUGGCGGAACGAGAAAACAACUGCCCCAAACCUCAAAGGUUUGGCAUCGGGGAACACUGACUGGCCCGUCAGCAUUGUGCUCCCCGAAAUCGAGGACUUCGGGACCGCUUCCGAGCGAAACAAGGUGCUGGCUUCGAAGCUUGCGGAAGACUAUGACGAUUCGACCCCGAAAGAAGUUGUCUCGUCGCGGAACUGGUUUGGCCGAUGUGUGUUUGAUGCAGACAACAACGUUUGCGAUGAACAGACGGUGACCAUGAGCUGGGACGACGUUGCAGCCGAAUCUGAAGCGCCUAAGCUCUCCAAGUCAGCUACACUCCAUAUGGUUGCGCACACAAAGAAAAUCUGCGAGAGAUAUACGCACGUUUAUGGCGUCGAUGGCGAGAUUUACGCCGAUUCCCGCACCAUCACCAUCGAAGACUUCAACACUGGUACCACUCAGACCUAUCACCCGACGAUUGAGGACGCUGGCCACGGUGGCGGUGACAAGGGACUUGCGCGCCAGUUCAUUCUGGCUGUUGACCGCGUGAAGAACCACGGUUGGACCGCCGAAAGAGCGCAGAAUGAGUAUAUCGGGUGCACCCUGGAAGAAGUAAUCCGGUCGCACGCCAUGGUUUUCGCGGCAGAAGAGGCUAGGACGGGCAAGAAGGUCGUUGACUGGGAGCCUUGGUGGGCAAGUAAGGUUGCCAACACGGGCAACGCUUGA
This is a messenger RNA of Colletotrichum chrysophilum, 1374 nucleotides long. RefSeq lists its product as uncharacterized. NCBI's taxonomy places the organism in Eukaryota, Fungi, Ascomycota, Sordariomycetes, Glomerellales, Glomerellaceae. Gene Ontology annotation, molecular function: nucleotide binding. The coding region runs from base 1 to 1374 and encodes 457 amino acids. The record is from RefSeq and is a predicted model, not a curated record. The transcript is spliced from 2 exons.